Messenger RNA from Cynocephalus volans (Philippine flying lemur), 2602 nucleotides. It is a transcript of the gene USP6NL, whose product is annotated as USP6 N-terminal like. NCBI's taxonomy places the organism in Eukaryota, Metazoa, Chordata, Mammalia, Dermoptera, Cynocephalidae. Bases 1 to 2565 code for a protein of 854 amino acids. The transcript is spliced from 14 exons. The record is from RefSeq and is a predicted model, not a curated record.
AUGAUUCAAGUCUUGCAGAUUGUGAAGGAGCUGGUGACACCAUCAAGGCAAAAAGCAGCCACAGUGAAAGAAGAUUCAGACCAGGAUGUAGCACUCAAACUUGCCCAGGAGCGAGCUGAAAUAGUUGCUAAAUAUGACAGAGGACGAGAAGGUGCAGAGAUUGAACCUUGGGAAGAUGCCGAUUAUCUUGUCUACAAAGUCACGGAUAGAUUUGGCUUUUUACAUGAGGAGGAGCUCCCAUAUCAUAAUGCAGCGGUGGAACGGCAAAAGCACCUGGAAAUAGAAAGAACUACUAAAUGGCUGAAAAUGCUAAAAGGAUGGGAAAAAUACAAGAACACCGAAAAGUUUCAUAGGCGAAUUUACAAAGGAAUCCCACUCCAGCUCAGAGGGGAAGUCUGGGCACUCCUUCUUGAGAUCCCUAAAAUGAAAGAAGAAACAAGAGACCUCUAUAGUAAAUUAAAACACAGAGCACGAGGUUGUUCACCUGAUAUCAGACAAAUAGACCUUGAUGUCAACCGCACAUUUAGGGACCAUAUUAUGUUUAGAGACAGAUAUGGUGUUAAGCAACAAUCCUUAUUCCAUGUUCUUGCUGCGUAUUCUGUUUAUAAUACGGAAGUCGGGUACUGUCAGGGGAUGAGCCAGAUCACAGCUUUACUCCUCAUGUAUAUGAACGAGGAAGAUGCCUUCUGGGCCCUGGUCAAACUCUUCUCAGGCCCCAAACAUGCCAUGCAUGGCUUUUUUGUCCAAGGUUUUCCUAAACUCUUGAGGUUUCAAGAACAUCAUGAAAAAAUACUGAAUAAAUUUCUGUCCAAGCUGAAGCAACACUUGGAUUCUCAAGAAAUCUACACAAGUUUUUACACAAUGAAAUGGUUUUUUCAAUGUUUUCUUGAUCGUACUCCCUUUACACUAAACCUCAGAAUAUGGGAUAUCUACAUCUUUGAAGGAGAACGAGUUCUUACUGCUAUGUCUUACACAAUCUUAAAAUUACACAAAAAGCAUCUAAUGAAAUUGUCUAUGGAAGAACUUGUAGAAUUUCUUCAGGAGACGCUGGCAAAAGAUUUUUUCUUUGAAGAUGAUUUUGUAAUAGAACAACUACAGAUUUCUAUGACAGAACUAAAACGGGCAAAAUUAGACCUUCCAGAACCUGGUAAGGAGGAGGAAUAUCCAAAGAAACCUUUGGGGCAGCUUCCACCCGAACUUCAGUCCGGUGUUAACCACCUGAGCAACGGACAAAGGAGUGUGGGCCGGCCGAGUCCCCACGCCGGCAACAGGAGAGAGAGUGCAGCGUCGCCUCACAGAAGACAUGUGCCCUCCCCGCACCCUCAGAGCACAGCUGGCACCCCAGAAAGAGUACGACAGCUGAGAUGGAAGUCAGUGGAUGAGGACAGCAAAAAGCUUAAAGGUGAGGCAGAUUUUCGAAGAAAAGCUUCGUCAGGCCCACAGGACAGUUCCAGGCAAUAUAAUCAUGCAGCUGCUAACCAAAACAGUAAUGCUACUUCACAUGUCAGGAAAGGAUUUGUGCCCAGAUGGAAUAAACCAUCAGAUGUGUCAGCUGUUGAGAGAACUACCAAGUAUGCCAUCGAAAGCAGAAGUCAAUUAGCCCACCCCACACUCACAGUUAACAUCCCAAGUGCUGGCGACAGCUGGGUAGCAAACGUGAGGCAGAGGAUUAAGGCUUUGGAUGCCGAUGAAGGGAAGCGUGGCUCUAACGCAUCACAGUACGACAAUGUACCUGGAAUGGAAAAUGAAAAUGGAGCUGCUGUUGAAGAGGCACUAGAAAGGGCUUACUCUCACAGUCCAAGGAGUGGGGUUUACUCCAGCAGUCCAAGAAGGCAUGCUGAGCCCAGCACUAGUCCAUCAAAAGCAUCCAACAAGUUUACUUUUAAAGUACAGCCUCCAAGUCACGCAAGGUAUCCGUCCCAGUUAGAAGUGGAGGAUCGGGGAGCAGCGCACCCACCGUCCUACAGUAACCCCCCUACUUAUCAUGGGAAUUCACCGAAACACAUCCCUACUGCUAACAGCAGCUUUGUGUCUCCUCAGUUUAGCCCUGGGACUCAAGUCAGUCCUUCCAGGAGACCUUAUGGUUCUACUCUUUCCAUCGAUAUUUCUCCAGAGAAAUCUUACAGCCGCCCAACUCCUCUUGUACUUCCAUCUAGUCGAAUAGAAGUCCUUCCUGUUGAUAUUGGUGCUGGGGGGUAUUCGGGCAGUUCAGGGUCACCAAAGAAUGGAAAAUUCAUCAUUCCUCCGGUGGAUUAUUUGCCAGAUAACAGAAAAUGGUCAGAAGUUAGUUAUAUAUACAGACCUGAGAUGCAUGGACAAUCAUGGACUCGAGAUGCUAACCAUGGCCACAUCAGCCAUUUACCAAAAUAUACAGCCUUUCAGCAUGUGCCCUUUCAGGACCAUAAUCUCCCACCAGUUUCUGUAGAUAGUCCAGUGCGGUAUAAAACUUCACCAGCUGUAGAAGAUGCCAGUCCAUCUGGGUAUCAGUAUUCAGGGCCUUCUCCUCCAGCAUAUCACUACAGAAACCGGGACGGACUUUCUAUUCAAGAAUCAGUGUUGCUGUGAGAAUUCAUCUGUACUUGAUAAAGACAAGAGAAUAGAA